This is a messenger RNA of Xiphias gladius (swordfish), 3895 nucleotides long. RefSeq names its product ECSIT signaling integrator (gene ecsit). Lineage: Eukaryota; Metazoa; Chordata; Actinopteri; Istiophoriformes; Xiphiidae. The transcript has 9 exons. Gene Ontology annotation, molecular function: protein binding. Gene Ontology annotation, cellular component: mitochondrion. Bases 204 to 1574 code for a protein of 456 amino acids. The record is from RefSeq and is a predicted model, not a curated record.
UUGGUUUGGGGGAAGCGAAUGUGUGCAGAACCAGGAUGUUCUGACGGCUUUCCAACAUGGAGCCGUCCACAGAGAGCGAUCUGUGAAGGAGACUAAUUUCUUCCUACAUUCGUCGUCACAAGUGACGAUAGAGGUUGGCGAACGUUGAAGAACGUUUAUGAACAAAUCAGAGCCUACCCUCAGGUCAGUGGGAUGGUUCGACCAUGAAGUGUGCCCGCUGCCUUCUCCAGCUGAAGUGUCUCAGACUGGUGGACCAGUCAGCCAGAUCUGCUGCCCAGUAUGACACUCUUUGCCAGUUAGCCUCCUCCAGUCAGCCCAGCGUGCUACAUAACACCCAGCAACAGGUGUUGAGGCAUUUCCACACCAGCCCAGUAUGUGCCAAGAGUCAGCCUGUACCUGAAGAGUUUGUUAAUGAGAACAAGAAGAAGAGGGAUAAGUCUUUGAUCACCCAUGAUGACCUGUUCGAGCAGGUGGCCAAAGAGGCCAAAACCAAAGCCACCUUUAACAAGGUGGUGGAUGUCUUCACCAAGAGAGACAUAAGACGGCGGGGUCAUGUGGAGUUUAUCUACGCUGCUCUGAAGAAGAUGCCGGAGUUCGGCGUGGAGAAAGACCUUGCUGUCUACAACAAGCUUUUAGAUGUUUUUCCCAAAGAAGUGUUUGUGCCCAGAAACUUUAUCCAGCGAAUGUUCAACCACUAUCCCCGACAGCAGGAGUGUGGAGUGCAGUUACUGGAGCAAAUGGAAAAUUAUGGUAUUAUGCCCAACAUGGAGACCAAAGUCCUGCUGGUCCAGAUUUUUGGAGAGAAGAGCCACCCCAUGAGGAAGUACCAGCGCAUCAUGUACUGGUUCCCCAAGUUCAAGCACAUAAACCCCUUCCCCAUCCCCCAACAGCUGCCGGAAGACCAAGUGGACCUGGCUCGCUUCAGCCUGACUCGUAUCGCCAAUGACCUGGAUGCAAAAGUUACCAUCUACCAGCUGCCCUGUACAGAUGUUACAGAGAGGGGAGAAGAGCUAACACUUCCACAUAUAGUAGGUAUCCAGAGCCCCAGCCAGAUGGAGCUGCUGGCCAAGCAUAACCCGAGCAGGCCCGUGUUUGUGGAGGGCCCCUUCCCUCUGUGGCUGAGAAAAACAUGUGUGUACUACUACAUCCUCCGAGCUGACCCCACACCACUUGAUGAAAAGGUAGAGGAGCUCUAUGAUCCAGAGAGAUGUCUGGACUAUCCUUUGCAGCUAGACCUGGAUUUGGAUCUUGACCUCGGAGAUGACGAGAGCUUUGAUGUAGAAGAUUUGGACGAGGGCCCAGUCUUUGCCAUGUGUAUGACCAGUCAGGGAGACCAGGCCACCCUUAACCAAUGGAUCUCUGGCCUCCAGCAGAACAACUCCAUCCUGGGUCAGGUCCCCACCCUGUUUCGUCUGGACUCUGGGCCCCGGGAGCUGAAGGGGGCAGCUGACACAGAGUCAGGCCACUCCCACAGGCCUGAACCAGAGACUCAGAAAGAGGAGUCGCAGCCUGAGGAAGAAUCUGAGGUUAUUUUGGAAGAGGAGCUAAGGAGGAGCCAAGGGAUGAAACAGUGAACAGUAGUCAGACAUUGUGGUUAAGCCUGACAAAAAAAAUCAUGACAUACUGUCGAGAGCUGUUUUAGAGGUAUUUGUCCAGGCUGUUAAGGGGCCAGACUAGUGUGAGGUACUGGUUCAUUUAACUAGGCAACACACCAACUCAGCAGAACCUGAGGAAAUCUAUUAAUAAAGUUGGUAAGAUUCAGGAAUCAAAUAAAUUAUAUUAAAACAAAACUGUACUUUCCCAUGUUACUCUCUGUCAAGGGUUCUAUAUAGCUCUACAUUUUAAAUGAUCUAGGGCAGUGGUUCCCAACUUGGGGGCCAUGACCCCCACAAGGGGUCGCAAGAUCAUUCUUAGGGGUUGUAACAUGAUUAACAGGUUAACAAAUGAGGAAAAACUUAUUUCAACCCUGCAGUAGACAUGGCAGGGGAGAAAGCAAGUAGAAAUUGCUUUAGUUCCUUAUUUAUCCAUUCAAACAUUCAACCUAAGAGCUAUUAGGUGACACUAGUUGAUUUUCCCUUCAGCUAUUAAUGGCAAAUCAUGAUGAAUUGAGUUAAAAAUGCUGCAUGGAUAUUGCAGGACUCAGCGAAAUAACUUGGUUUUAACACUUGCUUCAAAUAAAAAUAAAAAGUUGUUUUUUAUAUUUAUUUGGAAAAAAAAAACCCAAUCACUAGCACAAUUACAAGCUUUGUAAUGACUGGACUGACAUAUUUUACUGUUUAGAACCCAGCCUAUUCAUUGGCAUGAAUGGCCAAAUUACCAGCCAAUUUUAGCUUACCGAACAUAUAUCUGCAUCAGUGUGUAUGUCAGCCAAUGAAAAACAAAUUUCUGUAGAGAAAUGAGAUAUGCUCGAGCUAAUUCAAAACAAAUUUCUCCAUUGCAUAGUUAGUCCACCACAGAGCACUGAAAAGUUUAAUUUUUACACUGAGAAAUGUCUCACAGAGUAGAUACCUUGGUCACUGUUCUCAAAUAACCAAAUUUAAAGGAAUAGAUUACAUUUUAUGAAAUAUAGUUACCGCUCUAGCAUCUCAGCCAUGAGACAUCAGCCUAGCUGAGCUUAACUUAGGAUGGUGUAAGAAGUGGAAGCUGGGGAAAACAGCUACACUGGCUCUGUCUAAAGGUAUAAAAGAAUCUACCUACCACCACCUCUGAAGUUCACUAAUUAACUUGUUAUCUCUUUAGUUUCAUCUGUACAAAAAACAGAAUUAUGAAAACAGCAAUUUGUGGUUCUAGGUUCUUUUGUGGUUCUAACUCUCUGCAGCAAUGCGACUAAGUGUAUUUCCUAAACUCUCACUAUUCCUUUAAGGGAUCCUUGUUGAAAUAUUUGUUUUUAUUACUGUAUGUGUGUUAUUAGAGUUUUCUUAACACCCAAAAAGUAAUACCAGUAUUGGCCUCAAAAUUCUCAAGCUCUACAACUGUUCACAUGUAGCUUAAAAUCUCAGAAAUGAAACAAAUAUAAGAUAGAGCCAUCAAAACCUUCAACUUACAAGGUUCUACUAGACGUCUUUGCCAAAACUAAGUUGGUUCACUUUUUGAGUCUGUAACUUCUCCACAGCUGCUAUCCUGAGAGUAUAUAGAGCCUUAUAAUUCUGCUUUGAGCACCUGUUGCUAGAAUUUAGUUGUUGUAAAAAUCUAAACGUGAGAAGAAGCUUUGCCAAGUCUGGGAAAAUAACCCUGAUGAUGUGAUUGAUAUGUCACAGUUGUGUCAUCAGGGUUUGUCUCAAGCUGGGCUCGGAGACUACAAAUGUAAGAAACUUUGUUAAGAACUGGAAGUUUUGAGUUUGAAUAAUGUGGGUGUUUACCAGGCUGACAGGGUCUAAUAAAAUGGGGCUGUUGGUUGUAUUAAAGGAAAUGUAGUAUCCAUUUUAUUAAAUUAAAAAUCUGUCUCUUCUGUGUUCCACAGAUUUCUGAAAGUGCAAUACUAAUUCACAUGAAUGAUCCGUUUAGGUAGACAGUUUAAGGUUUUAUGGUGUUUAAGGUAUGAAUCAAUCAUACGUGCAAUGAAUAAGUUUUAUUUUUCAUGGUGUGAAAAAAUGUCCACUGUGAUUAAUCUAGUGCAGAGUAAGAUGUAAAUAAGCUUUAAAUAAUUUUGCUAACUGCAUCUUGGAAAAAAAAACAAGGUCCUAAAAGAAAAAGCAAAAUGGUACAAAUAAUUUAAUAAACAGAUUAAUAAAUAAAAUAAAGUAAAACCUGGAAAACAAACUAGGGUCCGGUAGCAAUCCAGCACAGAAUUAGAGUAGAGAGCAACUUUCACAGGAACAUGUCAUCUGAGAUACAAAUAAGAUAAUAAAUGCUUAAAAAAAGAUGUCAAAGAACAUGCCCAAAGGUAGAAAAGGUU